AUGGAGAAGGCAUCAUCAGGAAAGGAGGUCAUCAUCACUACUGAGAAGAUGGUUGCUGUUUCUUAUGAUCGUUACCAAUUCCUCGGAGCAGCAGUUAGGGCUCUUUUCAAGUGUUUGGGUGUUGGGGAUUCUUCAACUUCAACCACACAACAAGUGCUUAUAGAUUUUUCUGUUGAAGGGACACCAGCCACGUCAGCUACGGCAGCAGAGCAAGUUGUUCCACCGCCAGCGGCAGUAGUAGCCCCGGAAGCUGACCCUGCUGCUGCUUCUAACGCCCCUAAAAGACCGAGAAUUACUCUUCGUGCGGCAAGGCCAGAAAUAAGCACAGGGAGUGGUGCUCAGACUAAUUGA
This is a messenger RNA of Prunus armeniaca (apricot), 351 nucleotides long. The record is from the annotation of a GenBank genome assembly. NCBI's taxonomy places the organism in Eukaryota, Viridiplantae, Streptophyta, Magnoliopsida, Rosales, Rosaceae.